Messenger RNA from Daldinia loculata, 732 nucleotides. RefSeq lists its product as uncharacterized. Lineage: Eukaryota; Fungi; Ascomycota; Sordariomycetes; Xylariales; Hypoxylaceae. The transcript has a single exon. The coding region runs from base 1 to 732 and encodes 243 amino acids. The record is from RefSeq and is a predicted model, not a curated record.
AUGGUAAUAGAAGGAACUAUCGUGGCCAUUACCAUUCUCCUUAUUAUUCCCAUAGCGGUCUAUUGGAGAAAAAUCCCGGAGGCUCCUGCUCCACGAGUAUACACUUCACAAGCCCCUCAACAAGAACUUUCGCCUAUUCAAUCACCCUCUAGCGAAUGGAAGAAAACUAGCAUCAGCAAAAUGGCAGCAUUGCUAAGCCAUGUCACAACCGGAUUUGGUAAAGGCAAGAUGCGGAAGCGCUCCCAGAACGAUUGGAAACCGGGUCGUGGCUCCUCAUACGCAGGGAUAGUGUCUUUAAUCCAAGGCCUCAACGAACCCUCUUUUCCGCGUGACUAUUUCGCCUUCCUUCAACUCAACGAUUUAUCGAUUUUUUUCACGUACGAGAAUGGGCCUCUCUUACAAUUUCACGACGUAGAAGGAGUCGGAUGGGAUGAGAAUGGCCUUGAAAUGCGGACCUUUAUGGAAUGUCUGAUCGGAAAAGCAGCUUUCAACGCCGUCGUCUCCGAGAUAGAAUGUAUUGAAUCCCUUAUGCCACCAUUGCGAGUGUUACGCAUAGAAGUACUUAAUCGAGUAUGCCUCAUCGGACCUGAAGAUUGUCGGCGAAUAGCCGAAUUCUGGGAGUCUCUACUAGCCCACAUGAUUGUAUCCGAUGAUGCUAAGAAGGAAGCUUCCCGUUAUUCUAGAAAACACUUUGGAUGCGCUUCUCCGUUCGUGAUGAUGAAGUCCCAGUGA